CACUAAGCUUCAAUUUGUAAUCUGAUACAACCAUUACUGGAUUGUUAUGAUUUAUUGUAAAUUUCACUUUUUAUUCAAUGGGCCUCAGGAGGAAUAGCCACUACGUUGGCUAAUGGGGAUCUAAAUAAUCAAUAAACAAUGACUGAACCCCCUGAAGACCCCUUGGUGCUUUUGGAGAUCCUGGAAGUGUUAGGUGCAUGCCGUGGGAGUGUGACAUAUGCGGACAUUUGCGUCUAUCUGAGUGGUCAUUUCAGCCUGCAGCCACUUUUAGAUUUACGGAGUCUCCUAUACUCCACUGCCUGUAGAGACCCCUGUUUCCCUGCCACGCUCUUCAGAGAGCGACUUCAUCCACCCUGCAGCAACCGGCUCUCAGCCGCUGCCGAUGUUGUUUCCCUGUUCAACCUACUCAUGCACACCCGCAUGGGUCCUUCAUACACACACAACGUUCAAUCACUGACGCCCUGUCAGGUUUGUGGUAAGGGAUUUGUGCGUUACGAAUGGCCGGCCGCCUUACCCGUCACAGGAGGAGGCACCGCCUCUGAGGAAUGCAAAUAUGAGAACCUCCCUUAUCAAGCGUUCAGUCAUAACACUGAGGCUUCACACGCUCCCACCACCUCCGCCUUGGUUGCUCAGCCUCACACACACAUGCACAACCAAGUCAGCAUGCAGAAGGUGCUUUCUGGAGACGCUUCCAGCGAGGCGGUCAAUCAAGAGGCAGGCAAGACUCCGGUGACCAAUCAGGGAGACCGCGUCGCUCGUUCCUGCUCUCAGAAGAGGAGUGCCUUUAAAGAAGGGUUCCACAGCAUCCCACUUAUAUCCUCGGACGGUGAAACCGAUCAAAGCCCUGACGGACCAAGAUCGGAGGGUGAGGACUUGAUUUACGCUACCCAAAAAAACCCAUAUCCAGACCCUGCAAUUUACGCAAGUGACUCCCACACAUGCACCCCGGCAUCCCACGUGCAGUGUCUGCAUGAUCAUUCGUAUGCUCAUUCUAAUGCACCUGAAGCAGAUGCGCAUGCGCAGCUUUACACUGACAGCGCAAAUCCGUAUGACCCUCAGACUCAAUGGCGCCAGGCGAAGCACGAGAGUUUGGAUGAACUCCAGACAUCCACCUACUUCGGCCCAACAGUUUCCAACCAAAAGAACCAAACCCCUGUCCUUCAAGUCAAAAGCCACAGCUUGGACAUCGAUAGCAGGACGGCGGAUGAAAGACCUGAGCCUGAAACGACUGGCCUCCAGAAACCCAGAUCAGAGAGGUCUGUCCUAGAGAAGUCUGGAUUGCGGAGACCGGGAUCUGUUAAAAUAAGUUUCGACGGAUCAAGCUUCGACAUUCCCGCAUUUGAUCCUUGCAUCGUCAACUCAGUGAGAGAUACCUUUAAGCGGCUGAGUGGGAUGAGUUUAGAUGCGUGGUAUGAUUGGUCGCCGAGCAGUGAUUGUGUGGUUAGCGUGGGCACCCAGACGGAACCUGCAGAUCGGCGGGCUUUACGAAGUCUUAUGCUUGGCGAUAAACUCUCCAUCGACAACCCUGACAUCGCUGAGGACGAUAUCAGCGCCAUCUUCCGCUUCCUAGACGACAUUAGCAUGUGUGGCUCCAUGGCAGUGCUGCCCGGAGAAGGGUGUGGAGCUCCUGAAGGGGGCGGGGCUGGCUUGCCUGAGAGGCGUGAACGUUUGGGAAAGUUACGGAGGUUGUUUCACUCCAUGGAGGCACCUGAAGAGGGUGUGAGAUGGGGUGUGGGACGCCUCCUUCAACGUGUCGCUGAAUUGGAGCAACAGCUAGAGCCGAUCUCAGAAUUACGUGAGCAGUUGGCCCUUGUGCUCUCCACUCUGGACCGAUUGGAACAGCGGGAGCAGGCCGCAUGCCCGCAUGUGCAACAAAUCCACGUACAACCACAACUCACACCACGGCCUACCAUACAGCAACCACAGGGGUCCCCAAGAGUCAAUCCAGGAACGAUGGAGGGCAUCAAUGAGGCAGCUGCGAAACGCAGACGUCUGUUUGUACGCAGGACCUCCAGGAGCCACACGGAGAGCAGCGGGUCUGAAGCUCACAGAGAGUGGAGCAUCAGCUUCAGCAAAGAGCCACACAUACAGGCUAUUAAGUCUGAUAAUUUAGGUGGAGUGCAUAAAAAAGAAGGCUCCAUAGUGCAGGAAGUGAUGGGUUUUCACCUCAUGCCACCUGAGAUCCACAAUGCAUCACGCCGCACCUCUAUCCAGAGCACCACUCAGCAUCUGACCGACCGGCCCAAAGUGACCUGGAGCCAGUCUGAUUUAACACCCCUCGACCUUCAGGCCCCUGAGUCUUUGGAGUUCUGGACAGAUGAGAUUUACACGCCGGCCUCCGACACUCUUCUUCGGCGUUCGCAUUCGUACACCCGUUGCAACAGGAACCAGGCGUACCGCAUCGCGGCCCUCAGCAUCACUGCCACCAUCAUCCUCAUCCUCAUCAUCGUCAUUCCAGUCAGCACCGUGUAACGUACAUGCCUGAGGCUACUUUGAAUGGUACAUGUUUGUUAGAUUAUAUUAUAAAGGUUUUACUGAACGCAUGAUUUCUUCAUGAGCCCGACUCAGCAAGCAUGGCAGCCUGUCCCAAUCUAUAAGCUAUGCAAAAUAGACUUCCUUGAACUUUCCAUGGGCCUUCAUGGAGUUGAAGGUCCAAAACCUUUAGUUUUGUUUCUGAAUUGAAGCAGGUACUGAGUUAAACGCUUAUUCUGCAGUUUACAGAUUCAGGACGUUCCGGUAUAUCCUCUUUGUUGAUGGAUAUUGGGGAUUUCCCAUUAGUGUAAUGUAAUUCUCCUGAAACAUGAAACGGCAUCCUCUUGCUCACACAGCGGCAGGCGUAUCUCUGUCUCUCCCACACCUCUGCUCUCUCUCACUCAAGUUAGGAAAUUCCACUCAUAAUGCCAGAAAACAUGACACAUUUGUUCACUUUUCCCUAAAUGUGGAAGAUGUGCUGUGGUGUGAGCGAUAUUGUUGCUAUCUCUGUUUUCGCUUGAUGCACAUUCCUCAUUUAAUAAGCUCAGUUUUGAUCACAACCAAAACAGUGCCACAAAACGUAAUAUCCUCCCUCGCAAAAGCUUAAAAGAAAAGGAAAACGGGCCUCCAGAGAUCCAGAAUGGAUGCAUGAUGGUGGGUCGAUACCGGCACACAUUUUCAAUUUGCUGAACAACAGCAUUAAGGUUUUAAUGGGCUGUGAUGGGACUGAGUGAGCGAGUGUGGUCGGGAGGGAGAGACUGAGAGAAAGGGAAUGUUUGGCCUCUUUAAUCGAGCCCGAAGGUUUCUGAGUCCUACUUCUGUCUGCUGCGGCUGAUUAAUGAGUGAAGCUUAUGAUUUGCUAAGAUAAAAGAAUUUCCAAUUGGAAUUAAUUUGACUUUAACUUGCGGUUUAAUAGAUUACAGUUAUAAGUCAUCCUGCAUUAUGCAAUGAAUGAUAUCCCCAAAUCAUGCUUUUACUUGGAUAAAUA
This is a messenger RNA of Danio aesculapii, 3460 nucleotides long. RefSeq names its product major intrinsically disordered Notch2-binding receptor 1 (gene minar1l). The record is from RefSeq and is a predicted model, not a curated record. Lineage: Eukaryota; Metazoa; Chordata; Actinopteri; Cypriniformes; Danionidae. Bases 139 to 2472 code for a protein of 777 amino acids. Gene Ontology annotation, biological process: negative regulation of TOR signaling; negative regulation of cell population proliferation. Gene Ontology annotation, cellular component: plasma membrane. The transcript is spliced from 3 exons.